AAUGGGAUUUAAAGAAGCAUUCACAAGAUAAGGCGAUGGAGAGAAUCUGCUCUUCGAUGAUGAUGCAUUCAUCUAUUUCGCCAUUUCUAUUCUUACUUUAGUUAUUCUUCCUCUGGUUUACUCAGUUAUCAAGCCAUUGUUCACAACAUACGUGUUAGGAGAAAACAGAAGAAAAUUCGCACGUGUUCCCUAAAGCUCCAAUGAUCAAUAAAAUCUACAAUUAGCUAAAUAAGAAUUAAGACUUAAAUGGCUUACAACAGGUUAUGUGGUUAAGGUAAAAUAAUGAUUCUUAUCUAAGAUCAUAAUACUUGUGGCUCUUUUAUUAUUGCUUAAUGCAUCAAUUUAAUCAUUACCAAAGGCUGAUAAAAUUAAAGGGUUUGAUCCUUAUGAGAUUUUAGAAAUAGAUCCAAGUGCAACAGAAUAAGAAAUUCGUAAAGCAUAUAGAAAGAUUUCAUUAAAAUUGCAUCCAGAUAAAAAUCCUGAUGAUCCUUAAGCAAAUCAAAAAUUUAUACUAUUGACUAAAGCUUAUGAAUGUUUAACAGAUGAAGACAAAAAAUCAUUAUGUAUGAAAUAUGGAAAUCCAGAUGGACAAUAAAGUUUAUCUGUUGGAAUAGCUAUGCCAUCAUUUCUAUUAAAAAAAGAAAAUAGAGCUGCUUUCUUAGCAGUAAUAUUUUUAUUACUUUUGGUUGUUGUACCUAUAAUUGUUUUGUAUGAAUUAAGAUCAAUAGGAAAAUAUGAUUAAAAUGGAAUAAUGCUUAGUAAUUAAGAAAAAUUUGAAAGAGGAUUAGAAGAAAACUUAUUAAUUAAGAAAGGAGUAGAAUUAUCUAGUUGUAGUGAUGAAUUAUGUAGAAUAAGAUUGAAAACUGAAUAAUAAGCUAUAGAUUUAGAAAAAUUAGUUAAUGAAUUAAAAGAAGAAGCAGAAUUAAGAAAGAUAUAAAAAUUUGAAAUAACAGAAGCACUUGAAUAAUCGAAAAAAUAAAAGAAGAAAAAAAGAGUAACUAUUUCUAUUGCCAUGAUUUUAAUAUAUGCUCAUUUAUUUGGUAAACCAAUUCCUAAUAGUGUUAAAUAUUUAUAUAGAUCUACUAUUAAAAUAAUUCCCAAAUUAGUAAAUUCAAUGGUAAGAUUAGCAUUUGAAUUUUCAAUGAAAUAUAAAGUAAUGUAAUGGAGAUAAAGAGGAAGAUUUUAAACUAAAUUUAUGGGUGCCAGAUGUAUUAAUAACAUUUUAUAAUUCUCUCAAUGCAUUGUAUAAGGAAUAUAUGAAACAGAUAAUCCAAUAAAUUAAAUUGAUUUUUUUGCUACUAAAGCUAAAGAUUAUAUAAAAAAAGGGAAAAUGCCAAUAUUCUAAGAAUUAGUUCAAAAAUAAAUUGAUUAAAGAGUGGUAAUAUAUUUAUAUUAAUAAAUUCAUAGUUACCUAAUUGGGUACCAGAAGAAUUCAAAGAAUAAAUAAUGAAUGAAAUUAAUAUGUUUCCUUAAUUAGAUAUUAAACAUGAAGUAACUGUUGAUGAUGAAUCAAUUGUUGAAUAAUGUAAUGAAGAUAUAUUUAGUGUAUUCAUUAUUUAAUAUAUAGAUUAAAAUCACAUUAACAAGAUUGAAUACUCCUGAAGGUGAAGACAUUCCAUUUGCACAUUCAAAUAGAUUUACUUAUGUUAAGGAGGAGGGAUGGCAUGUUUUGAUUACUUAUUAAAAUGAAGUGUUUUAUUAUGCUUAAUUAAAUGGAGCUAAUAGAGUAUAAACAACAGAAUUUAAAUUUUAACCUAAAAUGUAUUUUGGUGAUGUAGUAGAAUUUGAAUUCAUUUUAUUUGUCAUUUCUGAUUGUUAUAGAGGAUUAGAUGCUGAAAUACCAAUUAAAUUUAAAGCUAAAAAAGCUAAUCAAAUAAGCAGAGUAUAUUGAUAUAAUAUAUAUAUUAAGGCUGUUGAAUAUCAUAAAGAAGAUUAAGAAUUAGAUAAAUCACUUCCAUUUAUUCAAUCUAUGUUAUUUCCAAUGUAAAAUAAGGUUGAAGACAGUGAUUCAGAAGAUGAAGAUUAAUCAAAGAAAGAUGAUGAAUGAA
Molecule: messenger RNA, 2048 nt
Organism: Paramecium pentaurelia
Lineage: Eukaryota; Ciliophora; Oligohymenophorea; Peniculida; Parameciidae
Source: the annotation of a GenBank genome assembly